Messenger RNA from Nymphaea colorata (pocket water lily), 1008 nucleotides. RefSeq names its product N-alpha-acetyltransferase MAK3. Lineage: Eukaryota; Viridiplantae; Streptophyta; Magnoliopsida; Nymphaeales; Nymphaeaceae. Gene Ontology annotation, biological process: N-terminal peptidyl-methionine acetylation. Bases 96 to 755 code for a protein of 219 amino acids. Gene Ontology annotation, cellular component: NatC complex. The transcript is spliced from 4 exons. Gene Ontology annotation, molecular function: protein-N-terminal amino-acid acetyltransferase activity. The record is from RefSeq and is a predicted model, not a curated record.
CUCGACCGAGCCCCUCCAGGAGCAGGGUAUUUGACUUGUACACUUCAGGUUGAUCGGCUUCGCGUCACCACCUCUAGCUGUGCUGAGAAGGAGAGAUGGAUGCCGCAGGCAGGGUAGGGGAGGAGGAGGUGGUUGGAAGAGGAGGGGAAAAGGAGGAGAAGAAUGAGGUGGUGGAGGAGGCGGUGUCCUUCUACCCUGGGGAGAUCGAGUACGUGAGCUACCAAGGGGAGCACCAUCUCCCGCUCAUCAUGGGCCUCGUCGACGAGGAGCUCAGCGAGCCCUACUCCAUCUUCACGUACCGUUACUUCGUCUACCUUUGGCCCCAACUCUGCUUCCUCGCAUUUCACAAGGGAAGGUGCAUAGGAACGGUAGUCUGCAAGAUGGGCGAACAUAGGAACACUUUCAGAGGUUACAUUGCUAUGCUCGUCGUCAUCAAACCCUACAGGGGGAAGGGGAUUGCAACAGAGCUUGUAAGCAGAUCAAUUCAAGUGAUGAUGGUAUCAGGAUGUGAAGAGGUGACAUUGGAAGCAGAAGUUACUAACAAAGGUGCCUUGGCUUUAUACGGUCGUCUGGGCUUCAUUCGUGCAAAGCGGCUCUAUAAAUACUAUCUGAAUGGUGUCGAUGCAUUCCGCCUGAAGCUGCUGUUUCCGCGGCCUGACAUGAACCCCUUGCUACUGCUAAACGAGGAUGAGUACUGUGGAGAAACUGUGCAGCACUGCACGCAAGGCCAUGACCACCAUCAUCAUCUGCAUUGAAGAUGUACUCGUCAUUAUGUAUCCAUAGCUGUAUGUCAGCCUCAGUGAAUGCCACGCCAAAAGUAUGUUUAUUUCUUACCCAGAUCGCUUGAGGGUUUAGAGCUAGAGUUCCCUUUCAUUUUGUAAAGGAUAAAGUAUGCAAAUAUUACUUCGUACCCGCCUGUAGGUCAAAAGGAGCGAACACUUGUAAUCAUCCUUGUGUUGUAUGCUUUGGAGCAAAUAUUUAUGCACAACCCUUUUCGGGUUUUUUUUU